Opisthorchis viverrini is the source of this 195-nucleotide messenger RNA. RefSeq lists its product as hypothetical. The annotation marks the transcript as partial. The transcript is spliced from 2 exons. The record is from RefSeq and is a predicted model, not a curated record. NCBI's taxonomy places the organism in Eukaryota, Metazoa, Platyhelminthes, Trematoda, Opisthorchiida, Opisthorchiidae.
ACACUUCUUGCGCAAACAUAUCUCAAUCCGAAUUCAAAUAAUAGACGUGAAUUGAAAGAGGCUUUACAAAGAAUUACCAUCUAUAGUGGCUGUCCUUCAACAGUGGGUACUUUGAUUAGUCCUGUGAUAUAUUUCAAUUGCAAACCUGUGUGCCCAAAUGAGAUGAUGGGUCACAAACUUCUUUAUGUGAGCUGA